Molecule: messenger RNA, 177 nt
Organism: Acanthoscelides obtectus
Lineage: Eukaryota; Metazoa; Arthropoda; Insecta; Coleoptera; Chrysomelidae
Source: the annotation of a GenBank genome assembly
AUGGAUAACCGCCGCCAAAUAUCCACGCUGGUAAAUCUACCGGCGACUUGCAAGUCGCUGCUAAGAUCAUCUCUAAAGAGAUUACCAGCAAACUGCAAGUCACGUGGUGUCGGUAAUGCAGUUUCCUCGAUUUUGCCUGGAGAGGAUGACCUUGGUGUUGGCAGUUCGCCCAUUUGA